AUGAGUAGAGGUAGCACCCGAAGCCGUGGCCAUAUCCGCCACAAUGUCUGCCAGGACACCGGAGCAAUUUUUGGCGAAAAGGAGGAGGAGGCACAGCCCAAUGUGGGUGACCUGCUGGAGCCCAAGGAGGAGCUGCUUAGUGCGGACGAGGAGGAUGGGGAAGAGGACCCCGAGGCGGAGGAGGAUGCUGAGGGAGAGCUGCUUACCGAGGAGAAGCCACUCAAGCCUAAUGAAUCACAGCCACAAAGCCACUGGACAACAGCUGAUGAGGAUCCGGGCAGGGGCUCGGUUGUGCCAAAAGAAGAAGCAGAAGAAGUACAACACCCACGGGAUAAGGAAGGUCCUGCUGCUGGUGGUGCAUCUGAUGCAGCUGCCAAUACCAACGGGCACUGCAAGUCCUCUGUCCGAACCCACAACAAGAACAAUCCUGAUGACGAGGAGGACGCGGAGGCGGAUGCUGAGAAUGCGGAGGAGGAGCCAGAAGACAUGGACUUGGAUGGCGACCUGCUGAGUCUCAGUGGCGAAGAGGACUACAAUGAUGAAGAGCUGCAGAGUCUCGACAGCUUCUACUCAGGUGAGCGGUUUGUCACAUAUGCUCCCCAUUCACUGGCCCCCACCCAAUCCUCCCACAUCUUCCCUUUCCACACAGCGCACAGCAUGCGUGCCCAAGCCAUAACCAUUGAAAUUGCCGUACAGGCAAUCAACACCAAGCCGGGGCCGACAGUGCCCGUGCCCGUUCCCGUAGAUAUAGACGCAGAGCCAGGUCGGAGACGGCAGCAGUCGGAGUCAAGUGGGGACCUCUACCUCUAG
This is a messenger RNA of Drosophila miranda, 810 nucleotides long. Its product is annotated as retinitis pigmentosa 1-like 1 protein. NCBI's taxonomy places the organism in Eukaryota, Metazoa, Arthropoda, Insecta, Diptera, Drosophilidae. The record is from RefSeq and is a predicted model, not a curated record. The transcript has 4 exons. Bases 1 to 810 code for a protein of 269 amino acids.